Thelazia callipaeda (thelaziosis nematode) is the source of this 1008-nucleotide messenger RNA. Lineage: Eukaryota; Metazoa; Nematoda; Chromadorea; Rhabditida; Thelaziidae. The record is from the annotation of a GenBank genome assembly.
AUGGAAGCUUGCAUUAUUAAGAGAUUACUUACUUUAGAUAAAAAGGAAAUAAUAACGUUUGGAAGUGAGCAAAUUUAUGAUUACUUUUUGGCUCAGUGCAGUAUUAGUUUUGGUGAUAACUAUUCACUCCAAUGGUAUGUUAUUGGUAAACAAAUUUAUUUCCAACUGAAUCUUUCUAAUAUUCCAAGUGAGGAAGAUUUUUGGAUUGGUAUUGGAUUUAGCAAAGUUCAGGUAAAUUCUCCGGUAGAUGAAAGUGAAGUUGUGGCAGUUUUACGACUUCUUGGCAUGGUUACACUGGAAAAAUUUCAAGUCAAAAAUAGAAAAAUGCUAUCAGCUCAUUCGAUAAGUGAAGAAAACGAUCAAACUCUUCGAACUUACAUUUCUAACGAUACAACCUUUAUAAAUGCAAAUUUUAGUCGACCACUUCAUUCGGAUUCUACUUUUGAUUAUGAUAUUAGCAACUGCGCUAUUUGGACGUUUUACACUGAACCAGUUCUGAUGAAUGAAAGUUUUGUUGACCCGAUAUUCGAUGCUCUAAUUUGUAAUGUAUCUGUGUUAUGUGCAAAAGAUUCAUUACAUAAUUUCUCGCACAUUUUAAAUGAUGUAAAUCGUAUUCGUCGACAAGUAACACCACUCAAUCCAAGUCAGCAAAUGAAUCAAACAAGUAAUCGGAAUCUACCGGGAUUGUAUAAUCCUGUUAUCAAUCCACAAUCAACUAAUUAUACUGCUGUGUUACAACAAAAUCAAGAAGCAUUAGAGCAAUAUAAAGAUAUCUCUACUUUGCUUUCCAAAAAUUAUUUAUAUUAUAUUUAUUAUUAUCAAUUAAAACAAUUAUUCGAAACAAUUGAAAUAAAUUCUGUUGUUACCAAUUUUAAUUUUUCAGAUCCAUCUUGCAAACUUCCUGAUCCAUACUGGUGUGAAAGAUAUGUGAAGCAGUAUUUAUACUGGCAAGAAACUUAUAAUCACCUUUCUUUAAGGGUAUUUUGUUUUAGUACUGAAAUCAUUUAA